Messenger RNA from Symbiodinium natans, 9150 nucleotides. Lineage: Eukaryota; Dinophyceae; Suessiales; Symbiodiniaceae. The record is from the annotation of a GenBank genome assembly.
AUGAGAGGCAACGUCAAGCUCAACUUAUCGGCACAGACGACGCCGAGCACAUGCUCGACAGAGCCAAGUUGCCCCGUGGACUCAUAUCCCAUCCACCGAUUUUCCGAGGCUGACUGGUCUGGUACAGGAGGCCGGGCCUCGGAGCUGGACGGGGACUGCCAGCACGGCUAUGAUGCGUCCCAGUGGAAACUCGUGUAUCGCCAGACAGUUCCAACGGUCUUCGCCGAGUUGUCGAAGACUCUUGAACUGCAAGCGUUAUGUCAGCCCGUGAACCUAGCAUCCAAUCUUAAAGUCUUCGUUCAUUGGUCAAUCACCUGCGGUUGGGUCACGCGAGAGGCAAAGAGGAAUCCGCUUGAUCCCAGUGCGGACAACUUCGCGAUUUUUGACCAGUUGGAGAAUUUCCGAAUCAAUGGCAAAUUUACCUUCAAGUUGCGGUGGCCGGGUCACCAGCAUGAACUGCGCGACCAGAUCUGGAAACAGACGUCCAACCCAGUUGUAGACGAUCUGGUCAAGGGUUAUGAAGCAGUUCAGGUACGUGACGGCUCUGCCUUCCGUGGGCUAAAGCUGGGUAAGUUCGAGGCCACAUGGUUACUGGCCGAUACGGGCGAGCCAUGCAACACGGCUUGUCAGAGGAGCGGCAAGGGCCUCUGCGACAAGAAUAGGAUGGCAGCGAUCAAUACUUGGGACCAGAUGAACAGCGUGAUGACCUCUCUCGGCAAGCCAUGCGAUGCAGCCAAAAGUAAAGAAGGGCAGGAUUUUGCAGGAGCCCCGCUUUAUGCCGCUGGAACUUGCUCUCCUUGGAGCGGGCAAGUUGCGGAUGACAUCGACUGUGCCACCGUGAAGUUUCCUGAUUUUGAUCGGCCCCUGUGCACUUGUCAUGAGGCCGCAUCGGGCCAGCCGGCCCCCACGUGGUUACUGGCCGAUACGGGCGAGCCAUGCAACACGGCUUGUCAGAGGAGCGGCAAGGGCCUGUGCGACAAGAAUAGGAUGGCAGCGAUCAAUACUUGGGACCAGAUGAACAGCGUGAUGACCUCUCUCGGCAAGCCAUGCGAUGCAGCCAAAAGUAAAGAAGGGCAGGAUUUUGCAGGAGCCCCGCUUUAUGCGGGUGGAACUUGCUCUCCUUGGAGCGGGCAAGUUGCGGAUGACAUCGACUGUGACAUCGUGAAGUUUCCUGAUUUUGAUCGGCCCCUGUGCACUUGUCAUGAGGCCACAUGGUUACUGGCCGAUACGGGCGAGCCAUGCAACACGGCUUGUCAGAGGAGCGGCAAGGGCCUGUGCGACAAGAAUAGGAUGGCAGCGAUCAAUACUUGGGACAAGAUGAACAGCGUGAUGACCUCUCUCGGCAGGCCAUGCGAUGCAGCCAAAAGUAAAGAAGGGCAGGAUUUUGCAGGAGCCCCGCUUUAUGCGGGUGGAACUUGCUCUCCUUGGAGCGGGCAAGCUGCGGAUGACAUCGACUGUGACAUCGUGAAGUUUCCUGAUUUUGAUCGGCCCCUGUGCACUUGUCAUGAGGCCACAUGGUUACUGGCCGAUACGGGCGAGCCAUGCAACACGGCUUGUCAGAGGAGCGGCAAGGGCCUGUGCGACAAGAAUAGGAUGGCAGCGAUCAAUACUUGGGACAAGAUGAACAGCGUGAUGACCUCUCUCGGCAGGCCAUGCGAUGCAGCCAAAAGUAAAGAAGGGCAGGAUUUUGCAGGAGCCCCGCUUUAUGCGGGUGGAACUUGCUCUCCUUGGAGCGGGCAAGCUGCGGAUGACAUCGACUGUGACAUCGUGAAGUUUCCUGAUUUUGAUCGGCCCCUGUGCACUUGUCAUGAGGCCACAUGGUUACUGGCCGAUACGGGCGAGCCAUGCAACACGGCUUGUCAGAGGAGCGGCAAGGGCCUGUGCGACAAGAAUAGGAUGGCAGCGAUCAAUACUUGGGACAAGAUGAACAGCGUGAUGACCUCUCUCGGCAGGCCAUGCGAUGCAGCCAAAAGUAAAGAAGGGCAGGAUUUUGCAGGAGCCCCGCUUUAUGCGGGUGGAACUUGCUCUCCUUGGAGUGGGCAAGUUGCGGAUGACAUCGACUGUGACAUCGUGAAGUUUCCUGAUUUUGAUCGGCCCCUGUGCACUUGUGAGGAAUCCCCCAUGCCGCACGGCUUGCUCACAUCACGUUGGGUCCUGGCGAACCCCUUGGAGCCAUGCAACGCGGCUUGUUCAAGGAGCGGCAUGGGCCUCUGCGACAAGAAUACGAUGGCAACGAUCAAUGCAUGGGACAAGAUGAACUUCGUCAUGAAGGGCCUUGGCAUGCCAUGCAAUCCAGCCGAGACAGUGCGAAUGGCGGGUUCUUGGGGCGUUCCAUUUUACUCUGUCGCGGAAAGGAGUUGUUCUUUCUGGGAUCCAAAUGAUCCUGUGUAUGAUGUCGACUGUGCGAAGGCACCAGGAGCACCCGGUGUUGGGCCUACCUCUAAUGCUGCCGCCUUGUGCUUCUGCGACAUGCGCGAGGCAACGCGAAGUAUGCGGCCCUUCGCCUUUGUGAACGUGGUGGAGCUUUACGUGUCAGUCCAGCAACGUGACAUGUGCGAGCCGUGCAUGGACACCCCCGGCUGGAGAGAUCUGGAGGGGAAGACAUGCCACGCGACCAAGUGCACUCCCACUCCGGUGAGAGGCUUGUCGUCCAUGGAAGCCUGCUGCAAGUGCUCUGGCGGUCAUCGCGAAGCUGCUCCCUUCACGUACUUUGUGGCCCCGAUUGUGUUGGGUGCCACAAGUGUCACGGGCUACCCGGUGCCGCGCACCAGCUACUCCUACUAUGUGGACGAGGCUUGUGACUUGCUCUUGCACGGCUUCCGCUUGGACAGGACAGAUGGCCGCCUGCAGCUUGUCGGACUGUCGGUCCCAGGCUCUGAGCCCUUCACCGUUGAGUGCCUCGUCACGGCCGUGUCGAGAGAAGGCGGCACCGCGUCCGCGCGCAUCAAAGUCGAAGUGGAGAAGGGCAUCUCCUACGGCGCCUAUCCAUUGAUCUUCCAUCCCUGCUAUCAACGCUCCUACAGCCCCGUGACAAGUGCAGGAUUGGCACUCCAAGAGCCAAGCCUGGAGUGUAAUCCCUCCUUGGGGUCUGCGGCGGGCAUCGCGACGAACUUCGACCUGGUGAUGUCGAUGGCAGCGUCCGGGUCCUCUGGAGGUGUGACCGGAGAAGCUCCCUUCAACACCACCAAAGGGGCCCUGUGUCGGGUGCAAGGUCGAGUCACCGAAAGUGAUGGGAAUACAUCAGUUUACAAGACCCACGUUACACUGCUCUUCCCAAAAACAUGGAGUUUCCUUUCUUAUGACAGUGGAGAUCCGGCCAACCCCGUGCGUGCUACGGUGGGUCAGUCCGCAACCACCGCCAGACCUCUGAAACAAGAGGAUGGUCUUGCGCCCAGCCGCUUCAUCGCCAACUGCGAUAAUGCGGUGAAGGUGGAUCGCUUGACCGGUCAAGGAACCUUUGAGGGUUUCCACAUAUUCGAUCUGGACGUGGCGACCGGAGCUUUGCGCCUAUCCCCCGAAGCAGGUGUCCAGUUUGCUUUGAACCAAGAAAGCAACGGGCGAGGACACCUGAGCUUUAGUUGUGAGAUCCAUGGCCUGUAUGAAUGGCCACCGCACAACCACGGCCCCUCCGUGGCGGCGAUCGUCGAAAUGAAAGUGUUGGACGACACUUGCUGGCUGCCACCCCAGACAGUUCCGUUUAAAACUGGGGCAAGCUUCAUCAUGGACGUGCCUUCGGAGAAGGAGUGCCGUCAGGCCUGCCGCAGCCGGAGCGACUGUGCCUUCUAUCAGUGGAACACAGCGUGCACCGCAUUCAGGUUCCGCUGCCCGGUUUCUUUGAUCGAGGGUUGCGAUGACCAGCUUGUUGUCGCCCGCAUCCCGAACUGCGAUGACCGGAGUCGGUGCGUCGACAUCGCCAUUCCAAACCACCAUUCUCUGUCAGGAUCCUUCUGUCCUGCUGGCGAUCUUUCGCCUGGAGGAACGGCAUACAUGCGGAUGGGACGAUCGGUUCAUGAGACAUCCUGGCUGCAUUUCGACGCCGCCAACCGUGAGUGGCUCAUCCAAAGAUCACAGCCAGACCUGGACUUUGCAGAGCCCGAUAUUGCUUACAUGGAGUUCCACGGGGAGACGCUGGCCACGAUUGCUGAUGACGGCCUCCGCCUCAGACUUCUGUUCCUAGAUCUGAAAGAGGCACUGGGCAACCUGAUGAUCAGAUUGUUUGACCAGGGCCGGCAAUUCACUGCAAUUCAGAUUGAGGGGCAGGUGAGUAGUGGCACUCUGCGCGCUGAGCUGGCCGCGGCGAACUGCGGCCCCCUGAACACUACGGCGGAGGUUGCCCAUCCCGGCGAGUCCGAGGUUGACAUCGUCGUUCUGGAUGAUCCUUCGACUUCUUUGAUGCACGACCACUGGCUACAUCCUUGUCAAUGUGCAGGACCUCUUUGGGGCGAAACUGCCCCGGUCACCGGAGAAGCCUGGGCCUCGAUCCCUCCCGGAAGCAGGGACGGCAAGUUCUUUGCGCCGGUGACCACAAUCGUUAUGGGCCAGUUCGCUUGCAGCCCCUUGGAGCUCCUGCGUACCAUACAUGAACACUUGGAGGGCCCAAAAGGCCUGGACUCUGAGCAGUGCGAAAUCCAUUGUCAGCAGGAGCAACUUUGCAAGUUCUUCUUCAUUGGGACUGUCAUGUCAGCACAGGUGUGCCGACUCUACAGCAGCUGCGCCACUUUGUACCGUGAGCUGGGUUCAGAAGGUCGCCUUGCUGCCAUGAACAAAAACGUCAUGGCAUGUGCAAUUGCCAACCCGGUGCUUUGCAUGCACACCACUGUUCGGAGAAGAUUCCUGCUCGAUACUAGACCAGACGACGUUGCCUUUCUUCAACCGGCGUGCCUAAACCAUGAUCUGAUGAACGCGUGCCAGCACAAGUUGAUGCUUGGCGGCAUCGGGGUCGGCGAGUGCGGACCAUGCACGUUUGGAGACACUUCUGCCGCUUCUGCUUCGAAUGAAAUGGUUUCUGGAGUUUUCAAGUCCCCGCUUGUGGGGGCUUCUCAUGGCCAGGCGUUGCAGGUUCAAUGUUGGCAGGAGCGCUACGUUGUGCUGAAGAAGACGGGCUCGUCAGGUUUUAUCACCUGCCUGGACGGACGCUGGGUCGACGCGGACGGUUUUUCGGGUCUCAGCAACUUUGCGUGCGGCGCUUGCAUCCAGAUUGUUGGCACCACGUACAUGGACCUCUACACACGCGGUUAUCAGGAGCUUUUCUUCGGCGCCAGGCAGUACUUCAAAAUCGAGGCUAUCACCCCCAAAGGGACCGAGGUUACUGCCAUGGGGACGGACGAGAUCAUCCCAGAACUGGUGGAUGGAUACUCGAUAACGAAGCGGCUUGUCACCUCAAUUCAGCUGUUCUUCUUGAUGCGCCGCUUCAAGGGAGUUGGUCGAGGUGAGUGCGUGUCGGAAGGGCUUCAGUGGACCGCGUGCUCUGGUACCCCUCCGACGGAUGCCAACGCGCUUGCAGGCCUGGUCUCGGAGGUUUAUCAGGUAACGGAGGAGCUACAGCCAGAGCCAAGUGAAGUCAAAAAAGAGAAAAACAUGUACGGCUACGGCCGUGCAGAUGAUCUCGAAAGCAGAAAAGCCAGGGACAUUCAUGGUUUCAAGUUCAAAGUGGACUGUGACACUGUCGGGGUCCUCAACGGGAUCAACAUGCAUUCAGGAGAGACCGGACGCGAGGGAACCUGUGCCGGAGUUGCGACCAGGAAUCCAGAAUCUACAAAGGAGGAGCCUUUGAAAUUUAGCAUAAAGAACAAGGCGGACCAAGCUGUUGGGUAUUGCGUGAACACCCGGCUUUGCGGGAACCCGACAGGCAGCCGAUUGUGCUUCACGGGCGCUUUGAUGCAGCGCUGCGAUGGCAGCGAUGGCCAGUCGUUUCGGAUGAAGAUUGGUUUGGAUGGCUUGCGGAAGUUGAUGACGUCAGAGACCGAUUCUUAUGUUGAAGACUGGCUCUUACACUACAUCCCAUUCUACUCCGGAUCGCAGGACAGAUUCGCGGCUGUGGGCAAGGGCCGGACACAAGACCCUUGGACCCCCUUUGCCCUGCUCACCGACUUGUCAAAGAAGGGCUGGGAGAGAUCUGUCUUGAUGGACUCAUUCCGUCAAACAAGCAACCUCCAAGCUUUACCAGACACAGCGAAGGCACGUGUUCACAUCUGGACGAACCCUGAGACCAAGGAAAAAGCUUAUGAAGACUGGGCUGUGCGUUUCAGCAGCUGGUACAUCGCGGGCAAUUCCUUUCGCGUCAGCUGCAAGCACGGCAAGUUGCUCCAGUACUUUCAUAUAGACCACGAGGGUAACAGUGCACUGCUGCCCAGUAUUAAGUACCGUUGCGUGGAGGUUUUAUCCCUUGGGGCAUGCAGCGAGCCCGAAACCACAGAAGAAGGCAAUCCUACGGAGAUGAAGGUGAAGUGUCCCAAAGCCCAUGGCAUGCAGGAGUUGCAAAGCAUAGUUGACCCUCAGGGACGCUGGGUGAAGUACAAGUUCACCUGCUGCCAAUUGAGCUCCAGCCCCGUGGCCUUCGAGAGGACAGGAGGUCAGGAGCAAAAAGGCCUGGACAGCGCCGGCGUCAAGGCGUUUGAGGGCAUCUACUGCCCAACUCAAAAUAGCCAAGAAGGAGAGCGCCCAUCCUUCGUCCAGAAGCUUAGCUUCCUUCCUGGGUUUGCACAACCUUCCGGAAGUGCCGUGGCAAGCCUGAAUUAUGACAGUGCAACCGGUUCUUGGUGCCUUACCAAGGGUAGCCUGAGUCCAUCCAUUGCCCCAAACGAUGUUUGCAUAGAUGGCGAUGCACUCCAUCCCUUGGACGAGCCCCUGCGCAACACACUUUGGAACGUCAUCCCCGUGACCAGCUUCAACGCGGAUCUCGCUGCGGGUUCCCAGGACGAGUCGCACCCGGGCUCGCGCUCCUUUAGCCAAGAGGCGAUGAACAGCCUCGCCAAAGGCUUGGAGGCUGGCUUGGCUUGGCAGAAGAAGACCUUUCCAACGGCAGGAACUGGAGAAACAGCUGUAAACACAGAAGGCGACGAAGGUGUUACCUACAAGAGUGCCAAGGAGUGCUGGGACCGCGAAAAUUCGCGAGCGCUGCACUCCGAGAGCAUCAACAAUGGUAUUGAUAUCGGCAUAGGAGCGUUGGACCGACUUGCGUGGGCCGUCAAGAGGCACGGGUUGGCGCGAACCUUCUGUGAUUUGCACUGCAUCCGCCUCGAGCCCAGCGACCUCGUGAAGAGAGGCGACGCCACGAUCCUGAGGAGUCUGGAAGAUGGUGUGGCCGUGCUGGGAAAGAACAUGGAGGCUCUCUUCGACCACUACUUGGGCGGCUCAGGUUCGGAUCCAGACGCUUCUUCAGGCGGUAAUUUACUUCAGCAAGAAGUUUCCAAAGAUAUUGCAGAGAUGAGGGCGAUGCUCUUAGCAGACAUGAAGCCGACGGCUAGAGCUGCAACAUGGCGAGCAUUGCAGCAGUUCCAGCAGCUGGUUGCGCGCAAGCCAGAAAUGGAAAAUGGAACAGCAUUUCUACACAGGGCCAAAUCGCAUGUGAAGCAGCUGCAUGCGGUAUUGCAAUCCACAACUGCCCAGAAGCUGACCAGUUCUGAAUCUGCCGAAAUUCGCACAAACGAGACCUCGCAGAUCCUAGAAGCGUGUAUGAUGUUCCUUUUUGGGUACGAGCGGUAUGUAGGCACAUGGGUUGACAACUGUUGUGUCCAGUGCGGGGCCAAGGAGUAUGUGAUGCAGAUGAGCAGGUCUCUGCGAGCGAAAAGCCGCACGCUCGGAAUAUACAAGGCAGCAGCUUCCCACGGCAAGCGACUGCAAAACGACUUGAUAAAGCACGCAGAUUCAAGGACGGUUCUCGCAGAGCUUGAACAGCAAGAGGUUACUGCCGCGUUGCGGACGUUAGAUGACUCGUGGUGGACACUACGAGCACAGCUCGACAACUUCUUAAACUCUCUCGACGAGUACCUGGCAUCCUUCCACUCAGCCCUGGAGCUGCUUCAGGGCUACACCAGCUGCAAGGCCGCGUACAGCCCCCUGAAGGAGACUUACUCAAUUACUGCCAGGAAGCAUGCCGCAAUGCAGCAAGGCCUUCGAGAGGUUUGGUCAAGCUCUUUGCCUUUGCUUGGACUUAUUGUGGCCAAGAUCAUCGACGGAGACGUUCUUCGAAAAUUCGCCGCACACGACUUGUUCGGCAUGGAUGCGGAUGGUUUUUUCGCUCCAGUGCCGAGCAACUUUUGUCAGAACUCAAUGCAUGAGAAGUCCCUGCUGCAGACGACUGUUUACCAAUCAGUUGAUGCCGGGUUGGCGGGCCAGACAAUACGACAGUUGCGAGCUCUCUUCGAUGAGUUGGCACUGCUUGAGACUCUGCACACAUCUGCCGGCCUUGGUGUGCCCAACAGCGCAGCUCUCGAUGAUGCCGGGGAUCGCUUGUUCUCCAACGUCGGCGCUUUCAGGGAAAUGCUGAAUAGCACGGUGGAAUCAAUCUUUGGCAAGUGGAACUCAAGCUGCGCUAACUCGCCGAAGUCUCUGCUUAGCCGUGGCAGUAGGGAUGUCCAGGGCACAGGCCAAAGCGAAGGCUCUGGUUUCGUGCCGCAGCUACCCUGGAAAGUGAGCAUUACCCGAAAGCUUGACCGCAUGGAGCAGAAACUCGAUGCACUUCAAGAGGCACAGUCCUUGCUGCUGGAGAUGGAGCUGAACAAAAGUCUCAUAAUACCUACGCCACCUCCGGAAAAUGGCGCGUCGUCGGCUGAUGUGGACUGGGGAGCCUAUGUCGAAAGUGUCGACUUCAGCCAGCAUGCUUGCAGCGAGACGCAGGCUCCAUGCGCCUUUGAGCCCACCUUGCCGCCCAACCUCGUGAAGAACACCAUGCUCAGCCUCCUCGCCAGCAGUUGUCAGCAGCAUGCAGAUGAGGGCCAUGUUUUCCGCUUCUGCAAUGAUGGCUCCACGACUUUGCAAGUUACGGUGUCCUCUUGUGGAUACGCGACAAUUGAUGCUGCAAUGUCAUCCUUCCAGACGGUCCGCCCUGCAGGACCCUUGCAGCAUUUGCCAGAACCAGAGUUUGCGUCUGACACUGCCUCAACAUUGGCUGUGCUGUCGGCGGCAAUCAAAACUGUGCAGGACAGAUAG